AUGCGUGCGCGUACAAAAUCCUUCAGGGGAGUUUUGGUCAGUAGUGCCGCGGCUGCCUUUGCCCCCUCCCCUUCAUUCCAGCUGUUGGUUCGUACGUCAGUGUUCCGUGUGGAGAAUAAUGGAGGUUGUAGGUUCCAGUGUGGGUGCAGUGUGGCUCCAGAGCGGGUGCAGAUUCCCCGGUGUGUGUAUGAGAGUGUGUGUUGGUUGUGGUGCUGCUGCUGCUGGUGCCUGGGUCUCCACUGCCUCACUCCUCCUUCACUUCGCCUUUCUCUCGGCGGCGGCCCAGGCUCGGGGGUUGCCAGUGAAUUUGAGAGCUGUGUUUGUUUUUGCAGAAGCGUCAUAAUCCGCCAUGACAGAACCAAACAUAGAUGGAAAACUGGCAGAGGAGUUUGCUGUCCCGGCCCAUGUGGAGGAAAGGGGCGUAGGGUGGUUGUGAUCACCUCCGGAGGCACCAAAGUCCCCCUGGAAUCUCGCACCGUCCGCUUUCUGGACAACUUCAGCAGUGGGCGCCGAGGGGCUUCUUCUGCAGAGUACUUCAUAGAGGCUGGUUACGCGGUCAUCUUCUUACACAGGCAUCGCUCUCUGUAUCCGUACAGUAGAAUGUUCUCGACCGUCAACAUACUGGAUGCACUGCAGCUCCAGACGAGAGAGCAAGGAGAAGACGAGGUGGUGGUCAAUCAGGAGGUGCUUCCCAAUAUCUACAAGGUGCUAAAACGCUUUCAGGAAGUGAAAGAAAGCAGGCUCCUUCUGCCCAUAGAGUUCAGCGCACUCUCCGAGUAUCUGCAUCUCCUCAAAGCAACAGCUCAGGCCGUCAGCACAAUAGGUUCCAUGGCGAUGUUCUAUUUGGCUGCUGCAGUCUCUGAUUUUUACAUUCCUGCUUCAGAGAUGCCUGAACAUAAAAUUCAGUCUUCAAAUGGUCCAUUACAGCUGAGUUUGAACAUGGUCCCUAAGAUCUUGUCUCCGCUGGUGAAGGACUGGGCACCACAAGCUUUCGUCAUUUCAUUCAAACUGGAGACUGACGCGUCCAUCCUCUUGGACAAAGCCAAAAGGGCCCUGGACACUUACAGGCACCAGGCUGUGGUGGCCAACGUGCUGGACUCUCGGAGGGGUUACGUGGUGGUGGUGACGCCAGACUCUGCGGUGGAGCUGCUUUUGACAGAUGAAGACGUGAAACAGGAUAUUGAGAUCGAGGAGCGCAUAGUGAGCAACUUGACGUCGGCACAUCAGAAGUUUAUUGAUCAGGUCUGA
Molecule: messenger RNA, 1248 nt
Organism: Knipowitschia caucasica
Lineage: Eukaryota; Metazoa; Chordata; Actinopteri; Gobiiformes; Gobiidae
Source: the annotation of a GenBank genome assembly